AUUAAAGGGGAAUACGAACUCAAAAGCAGAAGAAGAAGAAAAAAAGAAAAAUUGGAAAGAAGAAAAUAAGUUCUGUCGCUUGUUGAAGAGUGGUGAAGAAGAGGGUGAGUGUGAGGAGUAGAGUUGUGUUGUCUUCGCUCGGUGAGGCCAGUCGCUUGUGAGCGCCACGGCAAGAAUGGAAGUGUGCCGUAUUUGGGUGCUCUUACUGUUACAAGUGGCGGUGAUUCUCGUGGGGCGGCAAGUCAGGGGCGAAGAUACGGCAACAUCCCCCGUCACAGUGCCGAGUGGAGGACCUAAUGUGUGUGGCCGAGGUCCAAGAAGCCAGUGUUGCCCAGGAUGGACAAAAAGAAGCGGCAACGGCGCUCUUCGUGUGGUGAAGGUCGGUGUAUUCGACCAAACAUAUGUUACUGUGGCAACAGACAAGUUGGACCCUCGUGUGAUGGUUUCGGUGGUGGAACAUCAUUACCAGGAGUUGGUGGGAAAGUACCUGAUGGAGGUGGAGGUACUAAUGGAGGUUCGAAGUUACAUCCGAUUGGACCAGGAAAUGUAAUCCAUCCAGGACAAGGUGGAGGAUUAUGCCAAGAACCCUGUCUGAAUGGAGGACGGUGCAUAGGACCUGAUCGAUGUGCCUGUGUUUAUGGUUUUACUGGAAGGAGAUGUGAAAGAGAUUAUCGCACUGGACCCUGCUUCCGUAAAGUUAGAAAUCAAUUUUGUGCUGGUCAAUUAACGGGGGUGGUCUGCACCCGACAACUGUGCUGUGCUACCGUAGGUGUUGCGUGGGGACAUCCAUGCGAACAGUGUCCGUCCAAACUAGACUGUGAUAGAGGAUAUAUUACUAAUAUUAAUUCCAGAACUUGUCAAGAUGUUGACGAAUGUGAAGCCAUUCCUGGCAUUUGUGAGAAAGGAAAAUGUGUCAAUUCCAUGGGAUCAUUUCGCUGCGACUGCGAUGAAGGUUAUUUGUAUAAUGAAGACGCCGGAGAAUGUGAAGAUGUUAAUGAAUGCGAAGGAAAUCUUGAUCUGUGUACUCAUGGUCGUUGUGUCAACACAGAAGGAAGUUUUAACUGUCUGUGUGAUUACGGAUACGUACCUGCUCAAAAUCAACAAGCUUGUCUAGAUACAAGGCAAGGCUUCUGUUAUGUGGAUGUAUCCAGUGGUCAAUGCAAAAAUCCUCUGGCUGUACGCUUAUCAAAAGUUGAGUGCUGCUGCGGGGAAAACAUGGGUAAAGGUUGGGGAGAACAACCAUGUGAGGCGUGUCCCCUCCCAGGUUCUAAAAGUUACAGACAGUUGUGCACCGCCGCAUCCUUGCUUGACAUCAACGAAUGUGACUUGCGACGUGAUUUUUGUGAAAAUGGUCGAUGCAUCAAUACACCAUCUUCCUAUCGUUGUGAAUGCAAUAAAGGAUUCAGAGCAGUGAUGAAUGAUAAGAAAUGUGAUGAUAUCGAUGAGUGUCAAAACGCGACUCUUUGCCAGGGAGGUCGCUGCAUAAAUUCUAUAGGAAACUUUGACUGUAUUUGUCCUACGGGAUAUGAUCUCACAUCUGAUGGAACUAAAUGCACAGAUCAGGACGAAUGCUCCAUUACGGGAAUGUGUGCGAAUGGCGAGUGCGUGAAUGGCGACGGAUCAUUUACCUGCAGAUGUAAACCUGGAUUUUCACUGUCUCCAACGAGACAGUCUUGUAUAGAUAUCGAUGAAUGCAAAGAAAAUGGCCGAAUCUGUUUGAGAGGCCGUUGCCAAAACUUACCUGGAAGUUAUAAAUGUGAUUGUCAGGAAGGAUUUAUCCUUUCACCCCAGGGAGACUUUUGCUUAGAUAGAAAUGAAUGUGAAGAAAAAGGCAUGUGCAGGCAUGGAACUUGUGUUAAUGGAGAUGGCAGCUUCAAAUGCAUCUGCGAUCCUGGUUACAAAUUGUCACCUGAUGGACAUUUUUGCAUUGACAUCAAUGAAUGUUUGGAAUUGCCAGAUUCAUGUGUUAACGGAAGAUGUGAAAAUACUGAUGGAAGUUUCCACUGCAGUUGUACAGAUGGAAUGACUAUGAGUCCAAAUGGAAGAAUAUGUCAAGACACCAGAAGAGACUACUGUUUUUCGAACUACAAGAAUGGUGAAUGUAGCAGUCCAUCUUCAAUGGUUGUCACAAAAUCUGCUUGUUGUUGCGCUAAUAGAGGUGCCAUGACUCCUGCCUGGGGAAUACAAUGUGUGCCCUGUCCUGCACCAGGCUCAAAAGAAUUCUUACAACUGUGUCCUAGAGGCCCUGGAUCUGGUCAAGAAGAUGAUAUCAACGAAUGUGUUGUAUUUCCAAACAUCUGCCCUAAUGGAGCCUGCGAAAACUUAAAAGGAAGUUAUAGAUGUAUUUGCAAUCCAGGGUACCAAGUCGAUUCUACUGGCAAAAUUUGCUCAGAUGUAAAUGAGUGUGCUGUCAACUUACUUCUGUGUGAUAAUGGCCAAUGCAGAAAUACUCCAGGAAGUUUUCAAUGCACCUGUCCCAUCGGUUAUCGUCACAAUAUCCAAACUAAUACAUGCGACGAUGUUGAUGAAUGUAAGGAAAGGGGUUCUGAAAUAUGUAUAGGAGGCACUUGUUUUAAUACUUUAGGAAGUUACCAAUGUGAAUGUGAACCUGGGUCUGCUUUGGAUGCUUCCAGAAACACCUGCAUAGAUAAUAGACGAGGAUCGUGUUGGAUGUCCGUAAAAAAUGGCCGAUGUGAGAAUGACAUUAAGUUCCCGAUGUUGAAGUCUGAAUGUUGUGGAACUGUUGGCAAAGCUUGGGGUAGUCCUUGUCAAUUAUGCACUGGAAUAGAGAACCGAUGCCCCAAAGGUUACGCAAUGCUGGAUGGUUCAACAUGCACAGAUGUAAAUGAAUGUGAAGUAUUUCCUGGAAUCUGCCAAGGUGGUGGAUUAUGCGUCAAUGUUGAAGGAUCCUAUCGUUGUAACUGUCCCCCAGGGCUGACUCUAGACUCCACUGGAAGCAAAUGCUUUGAUCUGCGAGAGGAAGUUUGUUACAUGCAGUACGAAAAAGGAAGAUGUCUCAAACCUUUUGACGGUUCCCACCAGAAGAUGCUGUGCUGUUGCUCUCUUGGAAGAGCCUGGGGUCAUACUUGUGAACCAUGUCCCAGACCAGGAACAGAGGCUUUCAACGAGCUGUGUGUUAAAGGUUUUGGAUAUGCUUUUGAUAACAGAGGGCGGCACGAGCCUGGUUUAAUUACUGAUAUCAAUGAGUGUGGACAGUUUCCUUUUAUCUGCCAAAAUGGAAGAUGCAGAAAUACGGCUGGCAGCUUUAGUUGCCAAUGCAAUCCCGGAUUUGCACUCGAUUCUGAUGGUUUAAACUGCACUGACAUAAACGAAUGCACAAUUGCUCAUGGUAUCUGUGCAAAUGGGACUUGCCGGAACACACCAGGAUCUUUUAGAUGCGACUGUGAUGAAGGAUUCGAAGACAUGAUGAUGAUGCAAAUGUGCAUGGACAUCAAUGAAUGUACUCGAAUCAGAGGCUUGUGUCGUGGUGGAACAUGUAUUAACACACCAGGAUCAUUUCGAUGCGAGUGCCCCGAAGGUCAUGAACUGACACCCAAUGGAAGAGCUUGUAAAGAUGUGGAUGAAUGCAGCCGGACCAGUGGCAUAUGCUCUCACGGAGUGUGUGAAAACAUGAUGGGCUCGUAUCAGUGUACCUGUAACGACGGAUAUAAACAAACAUCCCAACAUACUAGCUGUGAAGAUAUUGAUGAGUGCACUGACAAAAAAGGGGGUUGUCAAUCAAGAUGUGAUAACAGCGCUGGUAGUUACAAGUGUGGCUGCGAUGAUGGAUAUAAAUUAAUGCCUGAUGGAACUAGUUGCGAAGAUAUUGAUGAGUGUAAAGAUAUUCCCAAUAUUUGCAGUGGUGGAAAGUGUACUAACCAUGCCGGAUCUCACACUUGCCACUGUACAGGAGGUCUAAGGCCAUCUGGAGAUGGAAAAUCUUGCAUCGAUAUCGAUGAAUGCGCUUUAAAUCCAAAUGUCUGUCUCAAUGGACGAUGUGAAAAUAAUUUGGGAUCUUACAUUUGUCAUUGCGAUCCUGGUUACUCUAUUAAAGAUCGCGAACAAGGUUGCACAGACGAUAAUGAAUGCGAGAGCGGCCUGAGUGAAUGCCACGAACACGCCGAAUGCAUCAACACUCUCGGAUCUUAUGAAUGCACGUGCACGGAUGGAUUCAGGGGAGAUGGAUAUGUUUGCCGAGAUGUGAAUGAGUGCUUGAGAGACAAUGGAGGUUGUGAUCCGGAUGCUGCCUGUGUUAAUGCAAUGGGAUCUUUUGAAUGUGCCUGCGACUCAGGAUUCACCGGAGAUGGGCACACUUGUCGUGAUAUUGACGAAUGCAGCCUAAACCCAAAUCUUUGUGAAAACGGCCAGUGUUUGAAUUACGGUGGUAGUUACAGAUGCGAGUGUGACAUGGGUUUCGAACCAGAAGACAGUGAAAGAACGUGUGUUGACGUGGAUGAAUGUGCUCUCUUCCAAAAUAAUUGUGCGUAUGGUCGGUGUGAAAAUAUAUUUGGCAUGUUUAGAUGUAUUUGCAAUACAGGUUAUCAAUUAGACCCUACUGGCGGAAACUGCACAGAUAUAAAUGAAUGUGAAAAUCCUCAGAUAUGCCAGUAUGGAACGUGCAUCAAUACACCAGGAUCAUUCGUUUGUGAGUGUCCACCAAAUUAUUCACUUGCACCAAAUGGAGCAGGCUGCGUCGAUGUUCGAGAAGGACAAUGCUUUUUAGACGUUGUUGGAGCUUAUAAUGGUCGUGGAAUUUGUAACACCGAACUGGGUGAAAGACUGACCAAAGCAACUUGCUGUUGCUCUGUAGGAAAAGGAUGGGGACCGACCUGUGAAGUGUGUCCUACGCUUAAUACUACCGAAUAUAGGAAUCUAUGUCCCGGAGGCAAAGGUUUUAGACCCAAUCAAAUAACUGUGGUGUUAGAAGAUAUUGAUGAAUGCAGAGAAAUGACGGGUGUUUGCAAAGGUGGGAGAUGUUCUAAUACCUUUGGAAGUUUCAUGUGUAUCUGUCCUGACGGAUACACUUUAGACGAUACACAACGUAAUUGUGUUGAUGUGAAUGAGUGUGUAUUGCGACCUGAUAUUUGUGGAGCUGGUACAUGUGUGAAUGGAGAAGGAAGUUACACAUGCAUAUGCCCUCCUGAUUUUGUUUUAGUUCCUGGUGGAACAUGCGUUGACAUGAGAAGAGCUAAUUGUUUCCGACAAGCAUACACCUCUGCCGCGAUUCCCGCACGCCUUGUUUGUGAACAUCCUAUGAUGACCAAUGAAACCAAAGUGAUGUGCUGUUGCUCAAUAGGUCGUGGGUGGGGUGACCCAUGUGAACCUUGUCCAGUUCAAGGCACAGAUGAUUAUAGGAAGCUCUGUAGUUUUUCACCAGGGACAUAUGUUGAUCCGAUGACAGGUGAAAAAGGCGAUAUGGACGAAUGCAAAACGGGUGUUUGUGAGAACGGUUAUUGUACAAAUACCAUUGGUAGUUUUGUUUGUGAGUGCUACAAUGGCUACAGAUACAACUCAUUCAUCAACAAAUGCGAAGAUAUCAAUGAAUGCAUUGAAACACCAAAUGUUUGCCAAGGAAGCUCCACAUGUGUCAAUACAAUCGGAAGCUUCGAAUGCAAGUGCCCGGAUGGAUACAAACUAGCACCAAGUCAACGAGACUGCUUAGAUGUAAAUGAAUGCUCAAAGACUGGAAUGUGUGAUAACGGUGUUUGCAAGAAUCUAGACGGAAGUUUUGUCUGCACUUGCAACAACGGUUAUUAUUUAUCUCCUUCUGGGGAACACUGUAUAGAUAUUGAUGAGUGUACUCGAAGUCCUGGUAUUUGCUCGGAUGGUGUUUGCACAAAUGUCCCUGGAUCAUACCACUGUAAAUGCAAUCCUGGAUUCACUUUAUCACCGAAUGGGGAUUGCUUUGAUAUCGACGAAUGCCGUGGUCAGUUUGGUAUCUGUCAAAAUGGUCGAUGUAGGAAUACAAUUGGAAGCUUUACAUGUCAAUGCCAAAAUGGUUAUUCUCUCAGUCCAGAUGGUCGUAACUGUAUAGAUAUUAAUGAAUGUUCCGAUAAUAUAUGCACUCAGGGUAACUGUAGAAACUCUGAAGGAUCAUUUCAAUGCACUUGCGAUGAUGGUUAUAAAUUGACACCAAAUAAAAGAGAUUGCGAAGAUAUUGAUGAAUGUCGUUCAGUUCCUGGUAUAUGUGAGGGUGGAACUUGUACGAAUACGCAAGGAGGUUUUAAGUGCACAUGUUCCAAGGGACACAAGUUAUCUUCUGAUGGCAAAACUUGCAUUGACACCAGACAGAGUUUCUGUUUCCAAGAGUUUAUCAAUGGAGUCUGUGCCAAUCCUAGAUUAUCCAACAUGACGAGGAAGGAAUGUUGCUGUAUGAAGGGAUCUGUCGGAUGGGGAUCCACUGCCUGUGAACGAUGUCCCGAUCCAAGAGGAGAGGCUUUCAAACAAAUGUGCCCAGAUGGUUUCGGAUACGUCAUUGUUGAUGGUAUGAUGGAGGAUAUCAAUGAAUGCAUGAUGGACCCAACUUUGUGUGAAAAUGGAAUCUGUGUCAACAUGGAUGGCAGUUACAGAUGCGAAUGCCAGGAUGGGUUUAAGAUAGAUAGCACAGGAACAAAAUGCAUUGAUGUUGAUGAAUGCAGAGAAGUAGGUUCACCUUGUGGAAAUGGAACGUGUACAAAUGUGAUUGGAGGAUUUGAAUGUGACUGUCGAGAAGGUUACAUUUCUGGACCACGACAAACUUGUGAAGAUGUCAAUGAAUGUGAAGAUAUGGGUUCUUUGUGCGCUUUUAGAUGUCAAAAUAUGCCCGGAGGGUUUAAAUGCACCUGUCCAUAUGGUUACACCUUGGCUGCAGAUGGUAGACAUUGUGAAGAUUUGGAUGAAUGUCAGACACCAGCCAACGAUUGUCGUUUCCAGUGCAAGAAUCUGAUUGGUUCUUUCAUGUGCAUCUGUCCAGACGGUUACAGACAAGUUGGCAUGGCCGACGACUGUGUAGAUAUUGAUGAGUGUAGAACCAUUCCGGAUGUUUGCUCUAAUGGGCGAUGCAUCAAUACAAGGGGCUCUUACCGAUGUGAAUGCUUUGAUGGUUUUGAACCUUCUAGAACACAAAAAGAAUGCGUUGAUGUGAGGGCUGGUUACUGCUUUAAACUACCAUCAUGUUCUGCUCAGACAAGGGAUGUAAGAGAAAUGACCAGAGUGGACUGCUGUUGUGGAAUGGGUGCCGCAUGGGGUCCAAGAUGCGAACGUUGUCCCCAAAGAGGAACUCAGACUUACAAUGAUCUUUGUCCACAUGGUGUAGGUUUUGACAAAGAUGGAAGAGAUGUAGAUGAAUGUAGUCUUAUGAGACAUCUGUGUCAAAAUGGAAGAUGCAUAAACACAAUGGGGUCUUAUCGCUGCAUCUGCAACAAGGGAUACAAACCAGAUUCAAGUGGCACAAACUGUAUUGAUGUGAAUGAGUGUGAUCAUGUUCCAACACCUUGUAAGUUUACUUGUGAGAACACAGAAGGCAGCUUUAGAUGCUCAUGUCCUGUCGGAUACAACUUAGGCGUUGAUGGUAUCACAUGCUUAGAUAUUGAUGAAUGUAAAACGGGAAGACACACAUGCCAAAAUCAAUGCAUCAAUACACAAGGAAGUUACCAAUGUGCUUGCCAGAAGGGAUAUUCACAGGAUGGUGGACAGUGUUUGGAUGUCAAUGAAUGUACAGAUGAACCCAGUCUGUGUGGUCCAUCAGGAACAUGCAUGAAUAUGCCAGGUAGUUUCAAAUGCCUGUGUCCAAGAGGUUUCAAUAUUGAUCCUUCAGGAAGAUUUUGUAUUGAUAACGAUGAGUGUUUAGAUGAUAGUCGAUGCCAACAUGGCUGCGAAAAUUUAGCAGGAAGCUAUAGAUGCGGAUGUCCUGAUGGCUACCGUCAACACAGUUACUGGAACCACUGUAUAGAUGAUAAUGAAUGUACAUCAGGAUCUGCAUGUGGCUCAGCAUCUUGUGAAAACACGCCUGGAAGUUUCUCCUGCAGUUGCCCGCCUGGAUAUAUUUUUGACGGCACUCACAUGGCAUGCAUUGAAUUAGGUGGCGGCGGAGGUGGAUGCUCGAAUGCCCCUUGCAGUUUUGGAUGCUUACCUACUGGCUCACAUGGCUACUCCUGUGGUUGCCCCGACGGAUAUCAACGAAUUGGACAAGGACACUGUGUAUCUGCUAUCCCCACAUCCCCAUAUGGUGGUGGCUACUACCCACCAGGCCAAUUUAACAAUGUACUGGACAAUAGUAUUUCUCAACUUGGAAAUCUGCGAGGAGCAGGAGGUGGCGAUGGUACCUACACAAUACCUGGAGAGAAAGUGAUUUCUACUGAAGGAUGUUAUUCUUGCAAAUUAAAUAGCAAUAACCGACAAAAACGUGAUUUAACACGACAGAGGCAACAUAAUCUGGGUCACAUUGGGCGUCACAAUCUAAGAAGACUAGACAAGAAAGUACCCAAUAGAAUACAACAUGGUCAUCAUCGCCGUUCUAAGCAAGAUUACCAUUUUACAAAAGCAGCCAACUCAACAAAAAAUAAAAUUUGGAAAUCUGGUAUGCACCUCACAGUGUUGGUGCCAGUAAAGAGCUUUCUUCAAGACAUAGAUCUCCUUAAAAUACAGCCAGCAUUUACAUAUCUAAAAAACAAUGAACAUUUUAACAUUGUUGAUGGAAACAGAGAAAAUCUAUUCCAGAUUUCUAUGCGUGAUGGUGUGGCAGUGUUAAGCAAUAGAGAAAAAAUUCAAGAACCAGGACUUCACAUUCUAAAAAUCCUAGGCACUGUCGACAGUGCAAAUUUUAAAUCAAGUACAGAGGAAGAGGAACCUUUCCAUCUAACAGUGCAUAUAGUAAUUAAGUAACGACUAUAAAAACAUUCUCUUUUUCUUGACGGAAAUUUAUGAAGCUUUAAAAGAUGUUGACGAAAUAAUUUAUGUGUGUCUGUGUUCAAACAUUAAUGCUUAUGGGAGAGCUUGAAGAAUUAACAUGCUUCUUUAAAUCAUUUUCGAACGAACAAAACAGUAUUAAAAUUUGUGUUCUUAUCAUAAAUAUGUACUUUUAGUGAAUAUUUAAAUCAAUAGAAGGAUAUAUAAGUUAAGAGUGCCUUUAUUUAAAUUAAUGUAAUAUAAAUGUGCUGAUCUUACACCAAAAUUCACACUAGCAGUAAGCUUAUUUAAAUUCUACAAGUAGCCAUAUAAAUAAGGCUGUUAUUAGGCCAAUAUUCAUACAUUUUGGCUAAUUAAGAGCUGGAGAACAUUAUUAAAAAAUAUUUUAUAACUAUUACAUAGCCCAUGGAGAUUUCUUGAAUUCAGUCAAUAUUUUUUUGGCCACUAAUGAGCCCAGAUAGAAUGGAUAUGAAAUUGACUGAGUCGAACUAGUUUUGCUAAUCUUUGUUGGGUUAAUGUUUAGGCCUAGGGGUCAAAGAUUAAGCUGUUGCUAUGGUGGAUGAAUAUGAAUAGUGUGCCAAGCAUUUGCACUACUACUUGCUUGCUCUUCUGUGCAUUUAUAUUCUGCAAGUUUAUGUCUGUGUGCUCUCUUUCAUGCGAAAUAGAUACACAAAAAGAAAAGUUCUGCACAAAAUUGCCAACAAAUGCUUAAUGCUCAAGUAAUUCAUAAUAUAUUUAUGCACCUGCUUUGGUUUUUGUUCCUUCUUUUAGAUAAAGGCACUCUUUUAUUUUAAGCUAAUUAAAUUUAUUGUUCUCUAACAGUAAAAUAUUAAGUACUUUUCCUUUAUUAAGGACAUGAUAGUAUAAAGUCCUCAACAACAAAAAAAGUAAAAUGAUGAUAAAAUUGAAAUGAAAUUUUGGCAAAAAUUCUUGACCACCAAUCAGAGGAAAUUGGUGCUGGCCGGUUGGCAAUCGCACAAAGCUUAUACUAGAAAAAGUAGUCUUUAUAAAGGAGUAGUACUAUAUUUAUCGAAUUAAAAAAAAAAGACUAAAAUUUUGAGAACAGAUAUCAUUUUUUUAUGUUUUACUCUAUGUGGUUAAAUAUCUCAAUUUUAUACAUUAAUUUAAAUAGUAUAGAUUACUAGAGUGCCAAAUGAAGAAUUAAAAAAAAAUCUUCCAAUCUUGAAAACUGUGAUAUAAACAAGUUUUUUCUUAGUGUAAACUUUAGUCUCUAUUUUUGUUGAUAUCUGCUGGUGUUUAAGUUUAUGGUGUAUUUUCUAAAUUUUUAAAAAAAUGAAAAGCUUGUUAAGAAAUUUUUAAAAAAAAUAGAAUUAUGUUCACACUUUUGGGUGAUGUUAUAAUUUGAAUUAGAGAUUGUGAACAUUUCUGACUAUAGUUGCAUUAAUAGCAAUAAUAUUGUCAUUCUGUUGUAUCACUUUACGUCAUCAUAUCAUCAUUUUUGUAAGCUUUUCCAUGUGAAAGAAAUGUACAGUAUCUGUAAAAAUUAUAAUUUUUACAAAUAAAGUUAUUUAUGUACAUUGUAAAA
Messenger RNA from Parasteatoda tepidariorum (common house spider), 10432 nucleotides. RefSeq names its product fibrillin-1. Gene Ontology annotation, molecular function: calcium ion binding. Lineage: Eukaryota; Metazoa; Arthropoda; Arachnida; Araneae; Theridiidae. The record is from RefSeq and is a predicted model, not a curated record.